Molecule: messenger RNA, 2826 nt
Organism: Asterias rubens (European starfish)
Lineage: Eukaryota; Metazoa; Echinodermata; Asteroidea; Forcipulatida; Asteriidae
Product: malonyl-CoA decarboxylase, mitochondrial-like
Exons: 11
Coding region: 111-1745 (544 amino acids)
Biological process (GO): fatty acid biosynthetic process; acetyl-CoA biosynthetic process; positive regulation of fatty acid oxidation
Cellular component (GO): mitochondrial matrix; peroxisomal matrix
Molecular function (GO): malonyl-CoA decarboxylase activity
Source: RefSeq, a predicted model, not a curated record
ACGUCUUGCAGAUUGUGGAUGGAGGAGGUGGGCGGAAUAUUGUCCCAAUCUGAGAUAAGUUGUAUUAAAUCAAACUUAUGUUCGUCCUCUAUCAACCUCAUGACCUGUAGAUGGCUGUUGAAAUGUUUCGUAGACUUCUGCUGCUUUCAGUAAAGUACAGUCCAUUUGUGCGCUGUCACAGCAGCGUAGCCAAAAGGGCGCCAUUGUCGUUUCACAACCAACAUCUCCUGGCCAAGAGAGCGCCGUUGUUGUUUCUCCUGGCUAAGCCAUCCUUGUCAACCAGUUGUUCUCUAAUGGCUUCACAUCACACAGAGGAACAAGACGCUGUCCGUCGACUGCUACCUGAACUUUUGACCUCGAAGUCUAAGGAGAAUGUCAAAGGGUCAUCAGGGCAAACCUUGAUGAUGUCCGAAGCUGACAUUCGUCAGGUUUGUUCCCAUUAUCUCCAACUCUCUGAUCCUGCAAAAGUAGAUUUCCUUACAGCCUUAUCGGAGCUGUGUGGCACUAACCACGAGGGCGCCAUCAAAGCUGCUAAGAAGUUGGAGUCUAUUCAGGAUACUGAAGAUGAUGCAGCAUUGUUUGAAUAUGAGAAGAGGUUGACGCAGAGUCUUAUGCCUGGUUAUCGGUUACUCUUUACUCAUAUUGGACGACUUGAAGAUGGAGUCAAAUUCCUUGUGGAUAUAAGAGCUGAUAUUCUUACUCUUCUGCACCAACAAAAGCCGGCAAAUGACCACCACAUGAGGGCGCUAAACACUACUCUAAAGGAGAUGCUUUCCCAUUGGUUCUCGGCUGGUUUAUUGCAGCUACAGAUGAUAACCUGGCAGUCAUCCUGUGAUAUGCUUCAAAAGAUAAGUGAGUACGAAGCAGUGCAUCCUGUAAGAGGGUGGGCCGAUCUUAAGCGUCGAGUCGGACCGUAUCGACGAUGCUUCGUCUACACUCACAGCAGUAUGCCUUUAGAACCUGUGAUGGUAUUACACACUGCACUGACAGACCAUAUACCUUCAAAUGUACAAUCCAUAGUUGGUGAGCGAAAGGGCCAACAAACAACUAAUGCCCCACUGGCAACAGAACAGCCAGAGGAUCCUGAACAUAUCAAGUCAGCAAUCUUUUACUCCAUUUCAUCAACACAAAAGGGAUUAAGGGGUGUUGAUUUAGGUAACUACCUCAUCAAACAAGCUGUACGGACACUCCAAGCUAACUUCCCUUACCUGACUACGUUCUGUACCCUGUCACCGAUACCUGGAUUCACAGGCUGGCUGCUUGCUGAAAUCACAAGGCUUCAGAAAGGUGAGAACACCACACAACUCUUCACUUCUGAGGAGCUACAAAAAGUACACAGUGUCUCUGGCAGAACUGACCAAUCAGAAUUGGCAACAGUUGAGAGAUUAUUGGCAACCAAUCAGUGGACUCAAUCUAAAGAGCUUGUCAGUAUAUUAGAGAAGCCAUUACUGAGACUAUGUGCAAGGUAUCUGUAUGCAGAAAAACACAGGAAAUUUGCUCUGGACUCUGUAGCCAAUUUUCAUCUUCGUAACGGCGCGGUCAUGUGGAGAUUAAACUGGAUGGGCGAUACGUCAGCCAGGGGCAUGACAUCAUCUUGUGGAUUGAUGGUCAACUAUCGUUACUUCUUAGAGAGCACUCUGUCAAACAGCCAGAGUUAUUCUGAGAAUCAGACCAUCGCAGUAACUCAACAAAUACUUGACUUGGUGGAGGAGGAAAGAUCCGUUCAUCGGAAAAGUCAAUUGUGAUGACUCUGAAAUCAGGUUUUUGUUUUCUUGCAAAAGAGGUUGGAAAGUAUUCAUCUUCUGAGAUGAGUAGGACACUUAACCAUAAGCAUCUCCACCCAGGGGUAAAAGGGUACCUGCCAAGGGCACAGAUGUUUUUUGUGAUUGAUGCACUACAUUGAUGCUUAGUGCACUAAAUAUUUGAUUGAUGCUUAGUGCACUACAUAUUUGGCAACUACAUAAUUGGCAGCGCAGGCUGUUUACUCCCCAGGGAGCUGAGUGAUUUGAGGCCCAGUCACCAGGGGCAAUAAUGUUGAAGCGCCAUGAGCAUCACCGCGUGACGGAUUCAAGUGCUAAAGAAGCCACUAUUAUAAUAGUAAAGUUAAUAACGAUCCUCUAUAAGCUGACUUUCUACCUUCCGCCUAGGUAGCAGUUGAAAGCAGGAUAGUUCUUUUCAGAACUGAGAAGCCUCCCAAAAAUUUGAAAAUUUACUCUUCAUUGGAAGAAUACUUGUGUAAACAAGACAGUUCUCUAAAGAACAAACACAUUUCCUUAGUUUUGGUUGUAACAACCGAAAUCGGCUGUAUGUUGGUUUUUGAUUUUUUCUUUUUAGGCUUUCAGAUCUGUUUUCUUAAAUAAUUAUUUCAUUUCAGAGGGAAAUAUUUCUCACACAAAAUUGGUUCUUGUUUGAACUUCAUAACCAGUCAGCUUUCAGACUAUUGUGAAAGGUGACGGUAAACAAUUGGUAAUCACUCUUAAAAUUAAUGGCAACAAAAAAUUGUUUUUUAAAUUUUGUAUCCAAAAUUUUAUUUCAAUUUUACCCUGCUUCCGGAUUGAAUACAAGGUUAAGAUACAAUUUUAAAAAUCAUAAUUCCUGAACCAGGUGCUUGGAGGUAAUAAAAAAUAACUUGUGUCAUAAAGCACAUGGUAAGUCAAGUGGAUGUCAAAGUUUGUGUCUGAUUCAAAUUUAAAAUGUAUAUUUUGUAAUAUAUAAUUAAAUAUACCUAAAUAUGAAUAAGUUCUAUUUGAAUAGACUUUUCGGCUUGCUUGGCCGCCAGUGCAGUAAAUAAAUAAACCAGAAUAUAAAAAUUAAAAAAAUCAGUUU